Molecule: messenger RNA, 2133 nt
Organism: Trametes versicolor FP-101664 SS1
Lineage: Eukaryota; Fungi; Basidiomycota; Agaricomycetes; Polyporales; Polyporaceae
Exons: 8
Coding region: 1-2133 (710 amino acids)
Source: RefSeq, a predicted model, not a curated record
AUGGCUCGACCCACUAACCAGCAGCUGUCGGACCAGCUAAAGGAAGCGAACGCGCGUCUGGAUGCUGCAGCACGGUUGGAGGCACAGAACAAGGCUGCGCUUGAAGAGGCACAGCGUCAGAUCGCGGAACACAACGCUGCUCUUGCCGCCGCUCAAGCGCAAGUCGACGCUGCCGAGACUGCCGCCACAGACGCCGCUGCCGCCGCACAGGCCGCUAUCGCCGCCAAUGGGCAAGGACAAGCAGCCAAUGGGCCUGCGCCUGCGCCCCAGCUUAUCCCGAAGCCCCACCUUGCACCGCGGGAGACGAUGAACAUCCAGGGUGCCAUGGGCAUCAAUAAAUCACUGUACGGAGAAAUACGGUACCGUAUCCACUGUCUCGUGCAUGCCGCCAAUCUUGAAUGGCAGCAGGAUUUCCGCAACCAAGACGCCGAGAAGCUGGCAUGCAUGUUCAAAGCAGUGCGGCGCUAUCGCAUCACUGGCACAGGCAGCGUGGACGCGGGAUCAACACGCGUUAUGAGCGCGCGCGAGCACGUUGUCGGGUCCCUGGGCCGGAACGUCGCGCGCAUCUCCCUUUCUCUAGUACCUAUCAAAAACACCAUAGUCCGGAAAAGCGCAACUUUGCGAGCCUACAGUGUCGAGCUCGCAUGCACCGACGGAGGACGCACAGGACACUCCCUCUCGCUCGUGUCAAAAGGCAUCCGCACAGCGGCGCGCACGACUCGCUUCCACUCCAUCGCGCUCAUCGCGAGCCCUCGCCGCCUCCAGUUGUUCAUCGACCUCUAUCAGCGUGAAUGCGACCCCACGCGUGAGGGCAAACCCCGUAUCCAACACCUGCAUAUCGCGUUCCCUGUUGGCGAGCCCGGACGCAUCGCGUAUGUCCUGAACGGCCCCGACCUGUUUUGGCCCCUUGCGCACUCGCGCUCGCUCGAGCCAACCCCGAGUCCCCUGGCCCGAAGCAACCUGCACGCGCUCGCUGAAACCCACAAUGUGCUAGUGUUCGAGAGUGGUGUGCGCCGCGACGGCACUGCAGGCACCUAUAGCACGAGGGCGUCGCAGCUCACGCCGAAGCGCAAUGCGGUGCGGCCCAGCAUGUCGAUGAAGUCGCUGCUAGUAGCCGUCCGUCGCUACCGUACCGUGGCCAUGGAACUCGUGACCGGCCGUCGUCGCACCAGUCGCUCCGACCACCGAACCACCUCCCCAAACCACCUACGCAGUCCAGUUGCUGAUCACCUAGGCCCGACCUCCUACGAGGAGUACUGCGACACAGCUCAAAUCCUUUUCCAAUUGGUUGCACCUGAUCUGGUCACCCUGGUCGUACAGUACGGGUUCACUUCAGGUCCCACUUACGGCCACAAGCCGUGUCUCGCCAUCGUCGACCGUUCGUUUCCCCGCCUACAAGAGGCCGCGUUUGUAGUCGAUGACCCUCGUAUGCUCCUCUCCCAUGUCAAUGGCGCGGCGGACACGCCAAUUUUCCCUAUGCUGACACACCUGCAUGUCGCGCCCGGAUACACGGCCGCGUGCGGAAUUUGCCUCUCGUUCUGGACAACACAUGCACCCGGCGUCACACAUCUGGGCGUAUCCCGUGCGGAGGACUUUCUCGACGACAUCGCUGGCGCGGUGGGACUGCGGAUGCCGCAGGAAGAGCCUUCGGGCUCUUACAGUCUACAUAUCACCUCCUCCGAUGAUUCCCUGGCGUACUCCAUCAUUACUCCGCUACCGUCAUCGUCGCCGGCGCCGCUGGAGCCCCCGUUGACGCCGAUGUAUCCGAGCGUGCGCCAUUUGGUAUUGCAGUCCAGUCCACUGAGGACAAAAGCCGGGUGCCGGUACGGUGGGAGCGAGCGGUCGAGCUUCGCGCGCGACAGGGAGAGUGAACGGAGUGAACGGGUGGCGCGGAUGUGUGGCAGCUGCGAGGCGAAUGGCUUCGAGGCCUUCCGGGCGAAAGCACCCGUGGACGGAGAUUUCGUACACUACUACGAGCAGGCUCGCCACGUCGUCGCCCCCAAGGCCCACCGGCCUUUCAGAAGCAGGGACAUAACCAAGUACCUGCCUUACGGGAAGGUCAUCGAGCUGGAUGUCGACCACUGGGUGCAGUUCGAGGCGACGGAGCAAUGGAACACAGAACUGGGGAACUAG